UGUGAGCCACCAUGUGGUUGCUGGGAAUUGAACUCAGGACCUCUGGAAGAGUAGUCGGGUGCUCUUAACCGCUGAGCCAUCUCUCCAGCCCGCUGCCUUUGGAUCUGAAUAUAGAACUCUCACCUCCUUCUCCAGAACCUUGUGUUCUGUGUGCUACCAUGCUAUAUGUCAUGAUGAUAAUGGAUUAAAGCUUUGAUACUGUAGAGCCCACUGAGUCCAGUUAGUGGAUGUGUCUUUGAGGCUAACCACUCGAGCAUGGGCAACCUACCGGCAGCCACAUACUCAAAGAAAAAUGAUUCCUCUCCCAGUAGCCAACAAUUGUCAAGCGCUCUUGAGUUAGAGGUGGAGUCUUCUGAGCCCCUCUCCCAUCAGUGUUGUAAUGUUGGCUGGAUUGAUCUUGUUCAGCCGGAGAAUGCUGGAGGAGACCUUAAGGAUGGUUGUCACCACUACGAAGGAGCUGUUGUCAUUCUGGAUGCUGGGGCUCAGUAUGGAAAAGUCAUUGACCGAAGAGUGCGGGAGCUCUUUGUACAGUCUGAAAUCUUUCCCUUGGAAACACCAGCUUUUGCCAUAAAGGAACAAGGAUUUCGGGCUAUUAUCAUAUCUGGAGGACCUAAUUCUGUGUAUGCAGAGGAUGCUCCCUGGUUUGAUCCAGCAAUAUUUACCAUUGGCAAGCCUGUCCUAGGAAUUUGCUAUGGAAUGCAGAUGAUGAAUAAGGUUUUUGGAGGCACUGUGCAUAAAAAAAGUGUUAGAGAGGAUGGCGUUUUCAACAUUAGUAUGGACAAUACAUGUUCAUUGUUCAGGGGCCUGCAGAAGGAAGAAAUUGUUUUACUUACACAUGGAGACAGUGUAGACAAAGUAGCUGAUGGAUUCAAGGUUGUAGCUCGUUCUGGGAACAUUGUUGCAGGUAUAGCCAAUGAAUCUAAGAAGCUAUAUGGUGUACAGUUCCACCCUGAAGUUGGCCUUACAGAAAAUGGAAAAGUAAUACUGAAGAAUUUCCUAUAUGAUAUAGCUGGAUGCAGUGGGAACUUUACUGUGCAGAACCGAGAACUUGAGUGCAUUCGAGAGAUUAAAGAGAAAGUAGGAACGUCAAAAGUGUUGGUUUUACUCAGUGGUGGUGUAGAUUCAACUGUUUGUACUGCUUUGCUAAAUCGUGCUUUGAACCAAGAUCAAGUCAUUGCUGUACACAUUGAUAAUGGCUUUAUGAGAAAACGAGAAAGCCAGUCUGUUGAAGAGGCCCUCAAAAAGCUUGGAAUUCAGGUCAAAGUGAUAAAUGCUGCUCAUUCCUUCUAUAAUGGAACAACUACUCUGCCAAUAUCAGAUGAAGACAGGACCCCACGGAAAAGAAUUAGCAAAACAUUAAAUAUGACAACAAGUCCUGAGGAGAAAAGAAAAAUUAUUGGUGAUACUUUUGUUAAGAUUGCCAAUGAAGUCAUUGGAGAAAUGAGUCUGAAGCCAGAGGAGGUUUUUCUUGCCCAAGGCACUUUACGGCCUGAUCUAAUCGAAAGUGCAUCCCUUGUUGCAAGCGGCAAAGCUGAACUCAUCAAAACCCACCACAACGACACAGAGCUUAUCAGGAAGUUAAGGGAAGAGGGGAAAGUAAUAGAACCUCUGAAAGAUUUUCAUAAAGAUGAAGUUAGGAUUUUAGGCAGAGAGCUUGACCUGCCAGAAGAAUUGGUUUCCAGGCAUCCUUUUCCAGGUCCUGGCCUGGCAAUCAGAGUAAUAUGUGCUGAAGAACCUUAUAUUUGUAAAGACUUUCCUGAAACCAACAAUAUUUUGAAAAUAGUAGCUGAUUUUUCUGCAAGUGUUAAGAAGCCUCAUACACUGUUACAAAGAGUCAAAGCUUGCACAACAGAAGAGGACCAGGAGAAACUCAUGGAAAUUACAAGUCAGCAUUCAUUGAAUGCUUUCUUGCUGCCAAUUAAGACUGUGGGUGUGCAGGGUGACUGUCGUUCUUAUAGUUAUGUGUGUGGAAUCUCCAGUAAAGAUGAACCUGACUGGGAAUCUCUUAUUUUCCUUGCCAGACUUAUACCUCGAAUGUGUCAUAACAUUAACAGAGUUGUCUAUAUCUUUGGCCCACCAGUUAAAGAACCUCCUACAGAUGUUACUCCAACAUUUUUGACAACAGGGGUGCUCAGUACUUUACGCCAAGCUGAUUUUGAGGCCCAUAACAUUCUCCGGGAGUCUGGGUAUGCUGGGAAAAUCAGCCAGAUGCCAGUGAUUUUGACCCCAUUACAUUUCGAUCGAGAUCCACUUCAGAAGCAGCCUUCAUGCCAGAGGUCUGUGGUUAUUCGAACCUUUAUUACUAGUGACUUCAUGACUGGAGUACCUGCAACACCUGGCAAUGAAAUUCCUGUAGAGGUGGUGCUAAAGAUGGUCACUGAGAUAAAGAAGAUUCCUGGAAUUUCUAGAAUUAUGUAUGACCUAACGUCAAAGCCCCCGGGAACCACUGAGUGGGAGUAAUAAAUGUGUUGUUGAAGAACUGUGUGCAAUUGACGCUCAUUAGAAACCACUUGUUAAUGACAUGCAGUACUGUGAAAAAUGUUACUGAAGCAGCUCCUUCAUAUUCCAGGUCUCAUAGCAGCUAUCCAUGGCUUAGUGUGGAGCUGAGGAUGAUUAAAAAGGAAGGAAUCGUCUGGGUAAAUAAUCAAGGCACCAUUGCCCAAAUGCAGACAGGUUAUUCUUGCUUUUGCCUCACUCUUAUGUAUGGAUUCUUUUUUAUUUUUUUGGAUAUUUUUAAUUUACAUUUCAAAUGUUAUUCUCUUAUCCCAUCCCCCUCCCCUUCUUCUAUAAGGGUGUGCCGCUGCCCCCCCUCCCCGCCCCCUCAUCCCCCUCCACCGACAUAACCCCUUCACUGGGGGAGUCCAGCCUUGGCAGGACCAUAGAUUCUUGAUACCUGUAUAUGAUGAUGGAUGACUAGCUUCUGUCUGCUUGCCCACAUCUAGAAACUGUUAGAAACAAAACACCCUUAAAUUACCAGCAUGACUUACUGUGUGUGACUUUUGAAGAAUCUGAAUUUUUUUUAAAUUUUUAUUUUUUCUUAAACAAGUGAGGAAAACCUAUUCAUACCAUACAAAGGUAUAAGAAAAUUGUCUUGACAAUUUUUUUUUUUUUGGCAUGAUACAAGGAAAGUAAAAUAUAAGAUGCCUCAAAGAUGUAGCACACCAGGAAUUUAAUAUGGAAGCACUUAGAGUUUGAUGAUGUCACAGCCAUGAGUAAAAAGGAACUGACCGUGUUUCUUAUAGAUGCGUUCUUAUAGACGUGUUUUUCACCGUCAUCUUGUUAAUAUAGGCCAAGAGCUUCAUCUGUCCAGCCUUGUGUCACCAGUUCCUACAGCUGUGCAGAAAGACUUCUUAAUUUGUCCCCAAGGCCACUUCCAUACUCUUCCCAAAAGAGGCUGUCUCGGAAAAGGUUAAGAGAUGAGAACAUGUUCCUUUUCUUUUGGGAGAGGAAAUGUUUCUGUUCCUUAGGAAAGAGCUGUAGACGGACUCUCUGGGUCUGUAGACAGAAGUCUUGAUGGGUGCAGCAUAUUUGCCAGCAUCUUUUCUGCCAACUUCUGGAGAGGGUUCAUGACCACUUGAAUGCCAUUGAUGCCAUUGCCAGUAGUUCUCAUGGGUUCUUUAUGACACACAAGCCUGAGAAAGUAGGCAGUACAAAGUUAAGGUCUUCUAAGAAAUAUUACCAUGUUUUUCUCACUUGCUUUUACCCCAGGUUGCAGUCUGUUGUCGAAGAUCUUUUCUAUUACUCAAGCACCAAUUUCUAUUUAGGAUUCAGUGUUAAAUGAAAACAAAAUGACAUAUAGCAGAAGUCAUCUUUUUGGAUAGUCUAGAGGAUAGCCAGAAACUGCUGCUCAACCAAGGGGGAAGGAUCUCUUAACAGCAGACAUACACACUGGAAACAGUAUUUGUCUUCUACAAAAGGUUAAGUGUUCAUUGUCCCAGCGAGAAAGUUCUUUGUAAAAGGAAGAUGUGAUAGACUUAGGCAGAUUGAGGGUUGUGUUAUUUCUGAGUGGGAGCUGCCAAAUACAGAAUGUUUACCAAGGAAUCAGUGCAUGUUUGAUUACAUUAAAAACUUUGUUCUAGCAAGCAUAUCUGGUAUAAACAGCAAGAAUCAGGAAGGAUAUAAGAUGUUCUUACCCUGAAGUUGGUUACUGCCAUGGUCUGUGUAUAGCUGGUCAGGUGAUCUUUUGGAAGUGCUGCUUAUUUGUGACUUUUGCAUUCUGGACGUUGAUGGUAUAUAUAAUAUUCAGAAAGAGUUAAAAUGUGCUUACUGUUUUUCUUACGUUUUCUCUUAGAUGUCUUUAUGUAAUCUUUAAUGCUGAAAAGAAUUUCUCUAGAACAUAUCUGCACAUGAUAUAGAAACUUGGUGAAACUAAGAGGAUUUUCAGGUUUACUGUCUAUUUUCCUAUGUGGUCAUUUUGCCUUGUACUGUAUAGCUUACUUGAUGUCAUAGUAGUCCAUGUGGGCCAUUGAAAAUAGUUACAGUCAAGGAGACAAACAAGCUCAACUUGGAAAUGUGCCAGUGACUUUAAGAACCACCCUCCAGUUUUUCUUAGAGGAAGCCAUCCUUCCAUUAAGUGUAUUCCAGCCCUAAAAGCAUAUGGCCUUGCAAGCUGUUUACUUUUUGCUUGGACUUCGUGCUUAGUAACAUUUAUCACUUGAUAUACUGGGCAGUUUUGGCUUACACUAUUAGUUACUUGGAUACUUGUCUGCAUAAUUGUGUUUUAUUUCUUCAUAACUAUUAGAGUAAGAGAGAUCUGUGAAAAUGUGAUUUAUUCCCAAAUUGGCAGACCAGAAAAAUUUAAAAGUCAAAUCAAUAAAUCCUAGUCCUAUCUUAUUGGACCUAUCAGUGAUGGUCUGUCCAUGGGAUAUAACAACCUGACAUAAGUUUUUAUUUUACCUUUUUUUUUUUUUUUUAGUUUUAAGAGUAAUUUAUUUUACUUACAUGAGUACACUGUCACUGUCUUCAGACACACAGAAGAGGGCAUCAGAUCCCAUUACAGAUGGUUGGGAGCCACCAUGUGGUUGGUGGUAGGAAUUGAAUUCAGGACCUCCGGAAAAGCAGUCAGUGGCUCUUAUCUGCUAAGUCAUCUCUCCGCCCCCUGACAUAAAUUUUGAGGACAAGCUUUUAGAUGUAUCUCAGUGAUGGGAUUAUACUGUUUUAUUUAUUUUUUUGUUUUCUCUUCAUCAUAUAGUAGCUACAUGCAACCAUAAAUCAUAAUAUUGAUUUCAUUGCUGUGUGGGGACUUAGCUUCUGAUGGCCAAUUUUGGAGAAUAACUGAAUUCUAUUCUGUAUAGAGAAUGAGGGUAUUCAGGUAAAAUAGACAACACUGUUCAUCCUACUGUUUUGCCUUGCUGUUAAGGAAGCAUGGACCUGGAAAGGUCAGUUUAAUCUUGUUGCCUCAUCUUAUGAAGUUCCAACACCAAUCCAAUGCUGAAUAGUUACAUUUGUCUCUUUGAAACAGGAUUUAUUUGGCUCAUCCUCAAAUUCAUCAUGUAUUUGAGGAUGGCCUUGAGUCUUCUCACCCUUGCCUACACCACCUCAGUCCUGUGCUCAGUUUAUGUUACUGGUAAUUGAACCCAGAACCAUGUGUGUGUGCUUGGCAAGCACUUACCAAUUGGGCCACAUGCCUAGAUGCAUUCUUAGUUAUAAGCAAGAAAAAGCAUUAGCAGGAUAGUGUUUAUAUAAACAUUGAUCUGUUGCCACCAGCUGAAGAACAUACCAUCAAGAUUUGGUCAUCUCAGAUUCUUGAAAAUGCUCACUUGCAGUGUUUGUAGACUGUCUCUUUACUAUGUGUUUUUGGAAGAGCUGCUAGGAUAUGUUGCUGCUUUGACAACAGAUAAGUAUUUGUAAUUGUUAACUGUUGGCAGAGCAGGAGUGCAUUCAGGCUUUCUAAUUCUCUGUUGAAGUUCUGCAUACAACUAAUCAGGAAUAGAUCCACUAUCACAGUAUCAUCUCUUAACAGGAAUUCUGGGGACCCCAUUGCCUUUGAGAAAUGAUACCAACAUUCUCACUCCCUGUGUUCUGACCAUGCUUUCACUGCUCUUCUGCAUGAUCCUCACUCCACUCUCCGAGACUCUUUAGAGUGAUGUUAGAUGGCAAGCCUUCACUAAUAUUGCCUCAGUGAUGGAUACUUCUUUAAUUAACCCAAGGUUUAACUGAGUACAGGUUAAAUAUUUUCGACUGGAGAAUUCCCUCUUGUCUUGAUUGAAGUAGCUGUACCAGAUGGCAGAGGAAAACUAUCUUUUACGACACGAAGCUUGCACGGCAGUAAUGGCUUUUGCUGCAUCUGUAUCUACAGUUUUGUUGGGCCAUCAUUGGGAAUUGAACCUGGAUCCAGUUGUAGUAUGUGAACAUUUUAACAGCCCAUAAUGAGUCCCCAGAAUAUCAAGAUGCCACCUUUCAACAGUAGGCACACUGUAUACAGAAGAGUCAGCAUCUCAUGGAACUGUUCACCUUUUUAAUUGGAUCCCAACCAUGGUUGCUGUCAUCUGAGGAUUUAAAAACUCAAAUUUGACCAAAUUGGGGUGUGUGUGUGUGUGUGUGUGUGUGUGUGUGUGUGUGUGUGUGUGUGUGUGUGUGUGUAGCAUGCACACACACUAACACACAGUUACAAGUUUCUCAGAAAGAAAAAAUUAUUAAGGGACAUAACUGGUCUCUUGUUAGAGUCAAACAGGUUAAGAAUGUAGAUGAGAGUCUUGCUGAGGUCCUCAUUAGCUAAGUUUAGACCCUGGGUACUGACUUGGAUCUGCUUGCGUCUAUGUUCCAUAGAAGGUAGACAUACCAGUCUGUGUAGGGAAUCUGAAGGGCAACUGACAUGGUUAUCCAUGUUGAGAUCUGUAUACCCCAUGGACUUAUUCACCCUCUUUCUUCCUACUCUUUAGUUUUUCUUAGAAGAAAUCUACCCCUGUGUUAUAGCCACCUGCAAUUCUGAGAUUGCUCAGGUCAUGAGCUAAGGCUGAGCUAUCCCUACAUAGCUGGAAACAAACAAACAAACCCCAAAACUUUAGGACCUGUGCCAUUUGGUUAUUAGCUAUUAGAAAUAGAGGCACCUUCCGACUAAUCAUUUAAUGGCACCAUUGUAAUUUUCCUAUUAAGGUCUUUGUUUUCUGUGAACCUUGUGGCAGCUUUGGAGUUUAAUAUUUAGAGUUAGUAAAUACACAAAAGAGAUUGGUUAUUUCCUUCCUUCCUUUUGUGUUACAUUCAGAAACACAAAUAUGAGUUGAUUUACAAAAAGUGAAUGUAAACAUCCUCUGAAAAUAUUUUUUAUAAAGUGCUACUUGUUAAUUGAAAUGAAUAGUGUAGUUUUUGUGAAUUGCUGUAUAAUUGUUAGUGACUGCCAUGUAUUUUAUGUUGCAAUAAUAUUGACUAUAAAAUUGCUUUGCUAAAUUAAUGUGAAAUGACUAAAAUCCCUUCUGUCUUCAGUAAAUUUCUGAAAGGAAGAAAUGAUGAUUUCAUAAUUUGUCAUUAAGUCUUGGUGUUUAUGAAAAAAGAAAGCAAGAACCAAAAGGACCUGACAUGUUUAUAUUGUCAAAACAUUGCAUAUAUUAUCAAUGUUUGGAUAUAUAUAUUUAUCAGUAUACAUAUAUAUCAAGAGUUCUGGACAGUAAGCUUAGGUGUGUAGGAAUAUGUUGACAUCAUGUCCAGUGUUAACAGUGGACACAAGUCUUUGGGUUGUUCUGUAGUUAAAUGGCCAACCAAAAGUAUUAAAAGCACGUGUGCUUUUAAAAUUAGCCACAAAUGUUCUGAAUAUUAAUUUUUUCUAAAUAUCCAGCUUCUCAAAAUGCAGGGUUUACUAAUUUAAUGUAUUUUAUAGUGCUGCAAGUCAAACCCAGUGACUGAUGUGCAAGCAUUUGUCCACAGCUACAUCAUGAGCACUGGGUUCAUAUUUCUUUAUAGGUGUGUUACGAAUGGAGUAAAGUCAUCUCCUGUCAGAGAGAAUUAAAGGAAACCAUGGGCAGACACACUGCUGACAGCCAGGGUACUCUGCCUUGUUAGUGGUUCAAACCUGUGACCUGGUAUAGCCUUCUGCUAACCCAGAAAACAAAUUCAACUUUGUUUUUGAGAAGUUUUUCUGAGUUUAAGUCUGGAGAGUUCAUAAAUCAAAACUGUCAUUCUCCACUUUAAAAAAAUACCAUGUUUAACAUGGACAAGUUUUGUUAUUGUUCAUUUUAAAAGUUAUUUGUGAUGUAUAUUACAAGACUUUAUGUAGGUUAGAUCCUAAGAAAAGAAUUUAGAGAUCCUUAUCUAACCUUGCUAUUAAGUUAAAUCCUAACUUUGUCUUUAAUUAGAAUAUUGUACCUGCAUUGCUGUUCUUUUAGACAUUAUAUCACUGCCAAAUAGACUAAUUUUUCUUUUAAACCAUGUUAGUGAAAACCAUUUAAAAAUUCCCAUUCAUGUGGCUAUGUAAAAUAGAAUACACAGGAGACCUUUGUCAAGGUAUCUUUGUCUAAUUUCAUUGCAGUGUUUGGCAUUUACUCUAAUUUGUGGAAUAAAAGUAUUUAGCUAAGUGCAA
Molecule: messenger RNA, 8512 nt
Organism: Rattus norvegicus (Norway rat)
Lineage: Eukaryota; Metazoa; Chordata; Mammalia; Rodentia; Muridae
Source: RefSeq, a predicted model, not a curated record